AAUCCUCACCCAAUUCCCAUGGAGCGGCCCACAACGGAGUAGGCAGGACCAGUCACAGCAGGAAUGGCCCACGUGGGCAUGGAUACAGCGUCUGGUGUAAGCUGCACAGCCCGCUAUCUCUAACAGGAAUCCUAGGUCCAUUACACCCACGUCUGCUUUCUAAACCAAGCUCGUGACCUAACUUGUGAGACAAGCAGUGAAUUCUGCUCACCGUCUGAGCUAAGUUAAAGCGUUUUGGUUGGAUGUCAGUGAAUACCAUCAGAAUACUAAGCCAGUGACACCUGCAAGGACUUGGAAGGAUACAACGGCUCACAGUGCCUUGAGCCCCUGGGAAGCAGGCCCUGCCAAGGAAUUUCUCCACUUAGUUUUCUCUCAGGCCAAUGGACUCCACAGCCCUAAAAACCUUGCAGGACAAGUGUAUCUGUCACAUUUGUUCGGAUUUCAUGGAAGACCCAGUGACCAGUAAGUGUGGGCACAACUUCUGUUAUGCCUGCCUCAGUUUGCUCUGGGAUGACCUAAAAGGCAGCGUCUUCUGCCCUGUCUGUCAGACUCCCUUCCCACAGAAAAGCUUCAGCAGGAACUACCAGUUCCGUAACAUGACUGAAAUCAUUAGGCUGCUGCAGAAGAGCAAGAGGAAGAGACAGGAAGAACACACAGUGUGUCAGAAGCAUGAUCAGCCUCUGGUCUUGUUCUGUGUGAGGGAUCGGGAUGUCUUAUGUACCCAGUGUAGCCUCUCUGUCGAACACCAGGGCCAUUAUACCUGCCCCAUUAAGAAAGCCAGCUCUUAUCACAAGAAAAUCCUAGGGAAAGCCAUUGCAACUUUAAAGUUCAGCGUGAAACAAGUUGAAGAAAAGCUUGCCCUGCAGCACAGAAGAGUUCUUGGACUGAGGGAGGAGGCUGAAUACCAAAAAAAAGAGAUAAGUUAUGAAUUUGGGCUAAUCAAACUGUUCCUGCAAAGUGAGCUUGAGGCGCAUCUAAAUGAGAUACACAUCGAGGAGCUGGUGAGUUCCUCAGAACUGAAUGGAUAUCUUGAGACCCUGUUCGACCAUGUUUCCACAGCAAAAGAUCUGUUGAAGGAAGUGGAGGCCACACAUGAAAGUUCAGAUGUCACAUUCCUCAGAGCCUACCACAGGUUGCAAAACCUUAAGUCCCCCAAACCGUGGUUAUUCAGGACAAAGCAAUAUUGCCUCAGUCUCCCACCACAGUAUUCAGGCUUGAACAGAAUCAUCAAGCAAUUUCAAACAGAUGUGACUUUUGAUCUUGACACAGCACACCCUCAGCUUGUUAUUUCUGAGGAUAGAAAAUCUGUGUUUUAUGAAGAAGCCCGGCAAUGUGUGUGUGCUAGCCCUCAGAAAUUUCACCUCUGGCCCGCUCUUCUGGGAUGUAAUGGAUUCGAUUCUGAUCGACAGUACUGGGAAGUCAAAGUGGGAGACAAGCCCAGAUGGACACUGGGUGUGUGUCAAGCCCACUUUUCUGGGGACUGGAGCAAUCAGCCCUCUGGUUUCUGGGCAAUUGGACGGUACGCUGAGAAUAGCUAUGUCACCUAUGGACCUAUAAGAACGGAGUUUCUGCCAGUGGUGCGACCCAGCAAGGUCGGCAUAUUUUUGGAUUAUGAAUUGGGUGAGCUCUCCUUCUAUAAUAUGAGUGAUAGGUCCCUUCUCUACAUUUUCAGGAAUUCUUUUACCGGCACCCUUUGGCCUUAUUUCUAUACAGGAACAGAUUCUGAAUCUCUGGAAAUCUUAACCCACCCCACACCAGACACAGGGUCUUACUAAGUUCUAGGCUAAUUUAGCCAGCACAUUUAAGCUAGUAAACAAGCAAGCAAACAACAAAAUCCACCGCCCACCAGACCCCCAAGUCUUCUAAAUUUCACCACCGAAAACCAGUCUGUGCUUUUAACAUUCUCUGUCAUUCUCAGUAACUCUAAGAACAUGAUGGCUGCCACAAGUGUGACACAUGCCUCCCCAUCCUAGCACCCCCAGAGAUUUAGGUGCCAAGAGUAAGGCAGUCCAGCCAAUAUGUGACCCUGGGAUGGCAGCUGAGGUUGUCCUCUAGCCUCUGCCUGCACACACAUACAAGUGCACUUCCCCUCAUGCCAUUCACAAUAAAAAAUGCAUGUCAGAAAACAGAAUGUUGGGGAAGAGGCACUGACUUGACAGUGAUUUAAGGGAGAGCUGCUGCCACCCUGUUUAGGAGACAAAGUGAAGAUGAACUGGCUUGACCUGUGUGAAUGGAGAUUUCAUUCACUGAAGUAACCACUGUAUGUUAAGAUAGGAGACCUUAUGCACUGUGUGAAGGGUUAGUGACUGAGAAGAUGGGCUAGAACAGCCAAUAGGAGCUAGCGUGUAGUCACAGGUAGAACUUAUGACUGCCUUCUGCCCAGGGUCCAAUCCUCAGGACUAGGUUGGGAAAUCAAACACAAGGUUGCGUUUUGUUGGGCUAGGUGGCAUCCCAGCCCUCAGGACAUUAUGUCUAACAACAGACCCUACCUCACACAAGGAAGAAAACAAGGACCAAUCCCCAAGGCUGUCCUCUACCUGGAACAUGUACCCUAUAGCUUGUCAUGUCCAUCCUCACACACAAGAACACAUACACAUCAUAUAUGCACACCAACAAUUUAAAAAUGAGAAAAGUGGGGUCUCUAGCCAUCUACUUCAGAUGGUCCUAUCU
Messenger RNA from Mus pahari (shrew mouse), 2670 nucleotides. RefSeq names its product tripartite motif-containing protein 60. The record is from RefSeq and is a predicted model, not a curated record. Bases 381 to 1775 code for a protein of 464 amino acids. The transcript has 2 exons. Gene Ontology annotation, molecular function: protein binding; zinc ion binding. NCBI's taxonomy places the organism in Eukaryota, Metazoa, Chordata, Mammalia, Rodentia, Muridae.